This is a messenger RNA of Asterias rubens (European starfish), 1386 nucleotides long. Its product is annotated as peptidyl-prolyl cis-trans isomerase-like 1. Lineage: Eukaryota; Metazoa; Echinodermata; Asteroidea; Forcipulatida; Asteriidae. The transcript has 3 exons. Bases 99 to 584 code for a protein of 161 amino acids. Gene Ontology annotation, molecular function: peptidyl-prolyl cis-trans isomerase activity. Gene Ontology annotation, cellular component: catalytic step 2 spliceosome. The record is from RefSeq and is a predicted model, not a curated record. Gene Ontology annotation, biological process: protein folding; protein peptidyl-prolyl isomerization.
ACUAAGCGUGUGUGUCGAAUGAACAAAACGGUGAAAACGGCAUUUUGAGCUGUUUUACUGCCUUACUUUCUGUGAAAUAUACCUGUUUUCCUGCUACUAUGUCUUCUCAGCAAGCACCAACUGUUGUUUUCGAUACAAGUAUGGGAAAAGUAACCAUUGAGUUGUACUGGCACCACUCGCCCAAAACCUGCAGAAAUUUUGCCGAGCUUGCGAGACGGGGAUACUACAAUGGUGUUAUAUUUCACCGCAUCAUCGCCAACUUUGUCGUGCAAGGUGGGGAUCCAACUGGCACAGGACGUGGAGGCGCCUCCAUCUACGGGUCAACCUUCCCAGACGAGUUUCAUCCAGAUCUUCGGCACACUGGAGCAGGAGUACUCUCAAUGGCAAACGCCGGCCCCGAUUCCAACGGCAGCCAAUUCUUCAUCACGCUAGCACCCUGUCAGAAUCUGGACGGUAAACACACAAUAUUCGGAAGAGUCUCCGAGGGUUUGGGUGUUGUGAAACGUAUGGGAAUGGUGGACACCAAUUCAGAGGACCGACCGUUCGAAGACGUGAAAAUACUACGGGCCUAUCCGUCAGUUUGAUGAAAUAUGUGCCUUCAACAAGAAACUGUACAGUGCUCACUGUUUGUGUUAAAAAGUCUUAGUGCUAGGAACUUCAUAACUUUGGUGUGUGGAUCACGCAGCAUGUUUGCCUGGACACUAACUUCAACGAUUUUCUGGAAGCGCCAUUGUAUCUUGAGACAACGUAGCCAUUAACAGACAGACGCUUGUCAUUCGCAACAAUUAUUAUCUUAUCACCUGAUUUACCUAUACCAAUAACAAAUUGGCUGCUUGUUUCCAGUGGAAAUGAUGGACAUUCCUACCAACAGUCAGUUUUCACAAUGAAACCAAUCUAAGUAUUGACCCAUUUCACCUGAUGUCAUCAUCGUAAAAAUCUUGAAUGUGCCAUACGUGUUUUUAUAUAUAACUCUAUGCUGUGCGUUAUGCAGUGAAGUGCGACGCGACGUUAAUACACGUAAACCUAACUGCCCACCAACAUGGUGAGCAUGGCAUUAGUCGUCGCAUGUGACGCACGUGCAAGGGGUCAAUAUGGAACUUUAUUGAGGCACCUUACAAUGAUGUACUAUUUUUUUACAAUUUUUGUCUCGGGAGGGCACAAGACUGGAGGGCUUUUAGCUAAAAAAAAUACUGGACCAAUUUUUUUUCUUUCAAGAAUAGGAUCCAAAUGAGUUUAACAAGCUCUCAGAGAAGAUCUAUUUUAUUUUGUGUUUAUGUGCAAGUGUGCUUCAAUGCUCUUGCCAGAAAAUUGAAAGGUAGUUAUCAUGGUCAAAUUCGUUUCACCAAGCCAUGGAACAAUGAGGUGUUUCAUUCAAUUGAAGAAAAA